AUGACAGUUCCAAAUAAUUUCAUUGUUUUCUGCCUGAUCGCUUCAAUUGCACUGAUCAACAAAAUUUGCAAUGGAGCAUCCACAGAUAUUGAACUUGAUGCCAAAGCACAAUUUUUACAUCGUCUUGACAGUAUCAAUCUGUUAAUUUACACAUUUUUACUAACACUCACCGUUUUGACUAUCUGGACAUUUAAACAUCGCAGAUUAAGAUUUCUUCAUGAAACGGGUCUUGCUGUAAUUUAUGGUCUAAUUGUUGGAGCGAUUAUCCGAUACGCAUUAAGGACAACUGAUGGAAAAAACACGAUCCAUCAUAUGCCAGUUGUGACAGAUACCGAGCACAGCAGAUACAACCAGUCAGUACCACCAGACUCCUUGUGGCUUCGUUUUCCUGAAGACAAAGGAGGCGGUCAUAUUAAAAAUAAAACUUUUUCUUACUCGUUUAGAGGAGAAAUUUAUAGAGAAGAAGAUGAAAUUUACUAUAUGGCUACAUUUGAUCCAGAGGUAUUUUUCAAUAUCAUAUUACCUCCGAUAAUAUUUCACGCUGGUUAUAGUUUGAAACGAAAAUAUUUUUUCCGUAAUCUCGGUGCCAUUCUGAUGUUUGCUCUUAUAGGUACUACAAUUUCAUCAGUAGUUAUUGGAUUGUUAAUGUAUGGAUUUUUCAAACUAGUACCAAAUAUAUCCGAGUCGUUUGGAUUUCUCGAUACGCUGUAUUUCGGAGCGUUGAUAUCACCGACAGACCCAUUGACAAUAAUAUCAAUUUUUAAUGAUCUACAUGUCGAUGUUAAUUUAUAUGCUUUAGUUUUUGGUGAGAGUGUUUUGAAUGAUGCGGUAGCUAUAGUAUUAAGUGGGUCAAUUCAAAAUUAUGGAGCGAGAUAUCAAACAGGAACUGGUGGCUUUGAAACUCUAGCGUUCUUCCAAGCACUGAGUGAUUUUCUUCGCAUAUUCGGAUUAUCAUUAUUGAUUGGCGCAACAAUGGGUUGUGUCACUGCGCUACUGACGAAAUUCACGCGGGUACGUGAUUUUCCGCUGCUGGAGUCAGCCUUAUUCGUUUUGAUGUCAUACAGCACAUUUUUAAUCGCCGAAGCCGCUGAUUUAACCGGUAUCGUAGCGGUGCUUUUCUGCGGUAUCUGCCAAGCUCAUUAUACCUACAACAACCUGAGCAUAGAGUCGCGACAGCGCACGAAACAGCUGUUUGAGCUCCUAACUUUCCUCGCCGAAAACUUCAUAUUCAGCUACAUCGGAGUAUCGAUGUUUACGUUCCCUAAACAUCGCUUUGAGCCGGGAUUCAUCAUCGUGGGAUUCAUUUGCGCGCUGAUAGGCCGUGCAGCAAAUGUUUACCCUCUGUCGUUUAUUCUCAACUUAGCACGCAAACCCAAAAUUUCGAUGAAUUUUCAACACAUGCUGUUCUGCUCAGGUCUAAGAGGGGCCAUGAGCUUUGCCUUAGCAAUAAGAAAUACUGUCUCCGACGCACGACAAUCAAUGUUAACAACUACAAGUCUUAUUGUUAUCCUUACUGUUAUACUUCAAGGUGGUAUGACCACACAAUUCCUUAGUUGGUUUAAAAUUCCAAUCGGCGUAGACGAAGAAAUAGAAGGACUUACUUCAUCAACAUCCGCCACUCAUGGUCAAGUUAGACAUACUAGUGGCGUCGACAGUGCAUGUGGAUACGCUUGCGAUGGAAAUCUGCAGCUACAUCGAGGCCAAAGUCCUCCGUACAAUUCGAUGCAGGAUAAUUGCUCACAGGGAGACGCGGGCAGUACGGGUGGAAGUGGUCCGAAUUUAUCAGGACACAAGGCAUCUUCCUCCUCGUGGUCACCGCCAAAUGAAAAGGCUUUCCUAGCGAGAGUUUGGGGUGACUUUGACACCCGCUACAUGAAACCACUUCUCACACACUCACGGCCAACUCUGCUGGAGACUUUGCCGGUUUGCUGUACACCUCUUGCUAGACUUCUUACCACAGCUCAGCAAUUAUCUCAGGAGGAAUUAAAUAACGUGAGAAGAGUUGAUUCAGAUUCAGAUUUAUGUCUAGCACACUCGCAUCAGCGCGAUCAGGUAGGAGGGGGGGCAGGUGACUGGAAUACCGGGAGUCUUGAACCGGUAAGUUUUCACCAGUCAAAUAAUUUAAAUUACACUGUUAACCCCUGCUACCAGCCAAAUAAUAAUUCUGAAUUUUCUAACUCAACUACAACUACAACAACUGAUGAACCUUAUUCAUUUGACGCAGUACCUAGCCAUCAUACACUGCCUUACUUUAAACAUAGGUCCAUGCCCAGGUACUAUAUAAUCAGCGGACUUGAUAAUCAUCAGGCGAUUUUUAGCCUGGAUUUUCUCCAGUUCUUUUUUGCCUACCGACUUCCAUAUUUCUGGAUCAGCGAUGUCCGCUUCUUUUUCAAAUAA
This is a messenger RNA of Cotesia congregata, 2397 nucleotides long. Lineage: Eukaryota; Metazoa; Arthropoda; Insecta; Hymenoptera; Braconidae. The record is from the annotation of a GenBank genome assembly.